CUCGGUGUUCGAAUCGGAACGACAACGUGAUGAAAGAUGGUGGACGGUGUUGUUAUAACUAUAUAGAUUAAUACGAGACGAUUACGCGAUAAUACGAUAAUACGAUAAAUAACAGUUUGAAAAGAGAUUUACGCGUCAGAAGAGAAAGCAAUGUCGUUUAUCGUAAAUACGAUACGCACUGCUAUACGUAGUUGGACCCCGCAAGUGACCACGGUACGGUAUCGUUAUCACGCAGACAAAAUAGCAAGAGGCCCGUUGGUACGAAGAUACGGUUACAACGAUCCGAUAGAUAUGAGAGGAUUGUUGCCUCAUACCGGAGGAACCAACAGACUUCCAAUGCCAAUAUACAAUCCAGUGAACGCUUGGACGGAGAAAAGAGCAUUGUUUGGACAAAACGAUUACAUCGAUAUUUUAGGAUCCGAAAAUUUGCAUCCUACGAGAAUACUUUACAAGGUACCAUCUUGGCUAAGAGGAGUCAAAGGAAACGAAUAUAAAGUGUUACUGAGAAAGAGAAAGAUGUGGAAAUCCGGUAUCUUCCCCAUCGCAAGACCGACCAAAUGGAAAGAACUGCAAAAGAGGAUAAGGUUCCUAUAUAAGAAAUUGAAUAGAAAGACUAAGACUGGAUUCUCUAGAAAGCAAUAAGAAACGAACGAUAUAAUUUGUUGUAGCUAAUAAAGAUAAACGAAUCUAGAUUUAAGAA
Molecule: messenger RNA, 700 nt
Organism: Vespula pensylvanica (western yellowjacket)
Lineage: Eukaryota; Metazoa; Arthropoda; Insecta; Hymenoptera; Vespidae
Gene: mRpL51
Product: 39S ribosomal protein L51, mitochondrial
Exons: 2
Coding region: 151-642 (163 amino acids)
Biological process (GO): translation
Cellular component (GO): mitochondrial large ribosomal subunit
Molecular function (GO): structural constituent of ribosome
Source: RefSeq, a predicted model, not a curated record